GCGGUGUUGUGUAAACAGGAUUGGCACUCGGGGCGGGGCGUGGGGCUCGGAAUUGGUCCCCGUGGGGACCUGAGGAGAAUUGAUGGAGUCAGCCGGGAAAGAGGGACCCGCCGGGGCCCCUGGGGACCGGGCCUCGAAGAAAGACAAAGAGAGAUCCAAGAGGCAAAGCCGCCGGCGAUGGCGAAAAAUCAAGGCCAAAGCCUUGCAGCUCAUACACAACAUGGACUUACGCACGAUGACACAGUCGCUGGUGACUCUGGCGGAGGACAACAUGGCCUUCUUCUCCAGCCAGGGCCCCGGGGAAACGGCACGGCGGCUGUCAAGUGUCUUUGCAGGUGUUCGGGAGCAGGCGCUGGGGCUGGAGCCAGCCCUGGGCCGCCUGCUGGGCGUGGCACACCUCUUUGACCUGGAUGCAGAAACACCGGCCAAUGGGUACCGCAGCCUGGUGCACACAGCCCGCUGCUGCAUGGCGCACCUGCUGCACAAAUCACGCUACGUGGCCUCCAACCGCCGCAGCAUCUUCUUCCGUACCAGCCACAACCUGGCUGAGCUCGAGGCCUACCUGGCCGCCCUCACCCAGCUCCGAGCUCUGACCUACUACGCCCAGCGCCUGCUGGCCACCAACCGGCCAGGGGGACUCUUCUUCGAGGGCGACGAAGGACUCACCACAGACUUCCUGCGCGAGUAUGUCACCCUGCACAAGGGCUGUUUCUACGGCCGCUGCCUGGGCUUCCAGUUCACGCCCGCCAUCAGGCCAUUCCUGCAGACCCUCUCCAUCGGGCUGGUGUCCUUUGGGGAGCACUACAAACGCAACGAAACCGGCCUCAGUGUGGCCGCCAGCUCCCUCUUCACCGGUGGCCGCUUUGCUAUCGACCCAGAGCUGCGUGGGGCUGAGUUUGAGCGCAUCACUCAGAACCUGGACGUGCAUUUCUGGAAAGCCUUUUGGAAUAUCACCGAGAUCGAGGUGCUAUCGUCUCUAGCAAACAUGGCAUCAGCCACCGUGAGGGUAAGCCGCCUGCUCAGCCUGCCACCGGAGGCCUUUGAAAUGCCACUGACCACUGACCCCAAACGUACAGUUACCAUCCCACCCCCCUUGGCCCACAUGGGCCCUGCACCAGUCCUCGUCAGGCUCAUCUCCUAUGACCUUCGUGAAGGACAGGACAGUGAGGAGCUCAGCAGCCUGGUGAAGUCUGAGGGUCCUCGGACCCUGGAGCUUUGGCCACGCCCACAGCAGGCACCCCGCUCUCGGUACCUGGUUGUGCAUAUCCACGGUGGUGGCUUUGUGGCCCAGACUUCCAAGUCCCACGAGCCCUACCUCAAGACCUGGGCCCAGGAGCUGGGCGUCCCCAUCCUCUCCAUCGACUACUCCCUGGCCCCAGAGGCCCCCUUCCCCCGCGCGCUGGAGGAGUGCUUCUACGCCUACUGCUGGGCCAUCAAGAACUGCGCGCUGCUCGGCUCAACAGGCGAGCGGAUAUGCCUCGCAGGGGACAGUGCAGGCGGGAACCUCUGCUUCACCGUCUCCCUUCGGGCAGCAGCCUACGGGGUGCGGGUGCCAGACGGCAUCAUGGCAGCCUAUCCAGCCACAAUGCUGCAGCCCACCGCCUCUCCCUCCCGCCUUCUGAGCCUCAUGGACCCCCUGCUGCCCCUCAGCGUGCUUUCCAAGUGUGUCAGUGCCUAUGCUGGUGGGGAGACAGAGGAGCCCUCCAACUCAGACCAGAAGGCACUGGGCAUGAUGGGGCUGGUUCAGCGGGACACAGCCCUGCUCUUCCGGGACCUCCGCCUGGGAGCUUCCUCGUGGCUCAACUCCUUCCUGGAGCUGAGUGGGCGCAAGACGCCCCGAGACUCAGUGCCCAUAGCAGAGUCUAUGCGGCGCAGUGUGUCUGAAGCAGCGCUGGACCAGCCUGAGGACCCACAGGGCACGGACUCCCUCAAGAACCUGACACUGCAUGACCUGAGUCUCAAGAGCAGCUCUGAAACAUCAGGCACCUCUGAGCUGUCCCUGUCUGCGGAGACACUUGGUCCUUCCAAGUCCUCAGACGUCAACUUCUUACUCCGGUGUGAGGACACAUCAGAGGAGGCUGAGGCCCAAGAUGAGCUGAGCCCUGAGGACAGAGGCCGGGGAAUUCGUGCCACUUUCCCUAAGGGCUUCCGCCCGAGGCGCUCCAGCCAAGGCCCCACUCAGAUGCCCAUCUACUCAUCGCCCAUCGCCAAGAACCCCUUCAUGUCACCGCUGCUGGCACCUGAGAGCAUGCUGCAGACCCUACCGCCUGUACACAUCGUGGCAUGUGCGCUGGACCCCAUGCUGGACGACUCCGUCAUGUUCGCGCGGCGGCUGCGCAGCCUGGGCAAGCCCGUGACGCUGCGCGUGGUGGAGGACCUGCCGCACGGCUUCCUGAGCCUGGCGGCGCUGUGCCGGGAGACGCGGCAGGCCGCCGCGCUGUGUGUGGAGCGCAUCCGCCUGGUCCUCACUCCGCCCGGCACCACCGCGCCCGCCGCACCGGUCUGAGCCUGGGACCAGCCGGGCCGCGCGGUCCGGGGGGGCGGGAGCGGGGGCGGCACUAAAGGCCUCUUGUUCCCACCUGCCUCGGCAGCCUUAGUGAAUACUGUACCGCAUCCGCCCCGAGGGGCCGCGGGCGGGGUGGGCUGUGCCUUAAGUCGGACGGUGCGGGAGGGCCGGGAGGAAGGGGCGCACGCAGACCAGUCACAGCCGGACCUGCACUCCACCACGGCCUUCCAGCGGUGCUGGGGCGGGGCCUGGCCCUACCUGCGGGUGGGUUUGUUUUUGUUUGUAAAUAAAAGUACUUAAUUGG
Molecule: messenger RNA, 2810 nt
Organism: Myotis daubentonii (Daubenton's bat)
Lineage: Eukaryota; Metazoa; Chordata; Mammalia; Chiroptera; Vespertilionidae
Gene: LIPE
Product: lipase E, hormone sensitive type
Biological process (GO): cholesterol metabolic process; triglyceride catabolic process
Cellular component (GO): cytosol
Molecular function (GO): triacylglycerol lipase activity; sterol ester esterase activity
Source: RefSeq, a predicted model, not a curated record